AUGACAAGUAAGGCUGAUGUAGAAGGAUUGCAGUCUGAUGUGACAUCAUUACGAUCUUCAAACCAAGAUUUAGUGACACGAGUCACCAAUUUAGAGAAUGGUAGUGGAGGAGGAGGGACAAGCCCUGACAUUGAGAGGCGGGUAUCAGAUUUGGAAGAAAAUUACAAUAUUUUAACCGUCAAUGAAUGCUCAAGCAAUCCAUGCAGAAAUGGUGGUACGUGUAUCGAUAUGUAUGACAAGUUCAUGUGCCUGUGUACAUCUGCAUGGCAGGGUAAUUUGUGUGAACAAGAUUUCAAUGAAUGCAGUGUUAUUGUUGGAACUGUCAAUGAUUGUCAGAAUGGAGGCUCAUGUGUGAACACACAAGGUGGAUAUAGAUGUGACUGUACUGCAGACUUCUAUGGAUCUCUUUGUACUAUGCAGUAUGAUGACUGUGCUUCUAAUACUGUAGCUAAUGUCUGUGAUCAUGGAUAUUGUGUCAACCUCCCAAGAAUACAGACAGGCGUAGCUCGCUUUGACUGUAUAUGUUCAGAUGGCUGGGAUAAGGUCAGUGCAUCUAAUCCAGCUUGUAGCGCUGAUAUUGAUGAGUGUUCGGCAGCUAAAUAUCCUUGUUCUUCCAACCCUCGAGUCAGCUGUACCAAUGUGGAUGGAACUUACUACUGUGGAAACUGCCCUUCAGGUUAUGAUGGUAAUGGUCACCAGUGUACAGAUAUCAAUGAAUGCCUUACUAAUAACGGUGGAUGCUCUCAGUUGGUAACAUGUACAAACACUGAUGGAUCAAGAUCAUGUGGACCUUGCCCAGCAGGUUAUAUUGGAGAUGGUGUAACAUGUACGUAUGUGGGUAUCUGCAAUGUUAAUAAUGGUGGAUGUGACCCAAUAGCAACCUGUCAAGAAAAUUCAGGUGUUUCCGAUGGUCGGACUUGUACCUGUCCCAGUGGGUACACUGGUUCAGGUAUUGGUAAUGGGGGCUGCAGUGCAUCAGGUACCUCCUGCAAUGACAAUCCCUGUGUUCAUGGACGCUGUGAGUACACAGGUACUGGAUACAUAUGUAUCUGUGAUCCUGGAUGGACGGGUACAAACUGUGAUGUGAAUAUUAAUGAUUGCUCAACUAAUCCUUGUCAGAAUGGAGGAACAUGUACAGAUGAUGUCAAUGGAUUUGUCUGCCAAUGUCCAACUGGAUGGACUGGAGAUACCUGUACAGAUACAAGCGUUGCAUGCGGAGCUUACCUCACUGGUCUUUCUGGUUCCUUUGAAUUUCCUGGAGAAGGGCAGGCAUACCCUCAUGGAGUUAGCUGUGCCUGGGUUAUCGAUACUAAUGAUGACAAGGUUAUCAGUCUCUUCUUUGAGCGAUUUGACAUUGAAGAACAUCCAGAUUGUAAUUAUGAUUUUCUCCAAAUCAAUGAUGGGUCAUCUGCAGCGGCUAAUCCCAUUGGAAAGUACUGUGGUUCAAAUGCUCCUGCUAAUAUUACAUCUACUCAUGAUACACUGUAUAUCUGGUUCUUUAGUGAUAUCAGUGUCAACGGUGGAGGCUUUAAAAUACUAUGGAAUGCCAGAGAUCCAGUAUGUGGUGGUCAAUUGAUUGGUGAUAACCAUGGCAACCUACAAUCACCAGGCUAUCCCGGUGACUACCCUGUCAAUCGUGACUGUGUCUGGACUAUCACUGUGGAUGCAGGCCGUUAUAUCACCAUUGCAUUUGGUGAUCUUCAUUUAGAGUCCCAUCCUUCAUGUGACUAUGAUUAUCUCAAGAUCAUUGAUGGAUUGAAUGAAGCUGAUCCAUUGCUAGGGACAUAUUGCAGCAGUCAAACACCACCACCUGUUGAUACGACAGGACCAUAUGCUUUCAUCCGUUUCCAUAGCGAUGCAUCAGAAACAGAUACUGGCUUCCAGCUCACAUAUACAUCUAGUCAAAUUGAUGCUGGUUGUGGAGGUGCCUUAACUGCUGAUAGUGGUAUCAUUAUCUCUCCUAACUACCCUAACCCUUAUAAUCACAACCAACAAUGUAUCUGGACUAUACAAGUACCAUCAACAGAAGUCAUUACACUGACUAUAACUGAUCUACUCAUUGAGGAGUCAACUAACUGUGUUUAUGACUAUGUAGAGAUUCGUGAUGGUUUCAAUGAGAACUCUCCCUUCAUUGGACGUUAUUGUCGUUCUGCUGAUAUUCCUGGGCCGAUCACAUCAUCUUCAAACACAAUGUGGAUCCUCUUCCAAUCAGAUGCAUCUAUCAAUGCUGGUGGUUUUAGGGCUACCUAUGAAGUUGCUUGUGGGGGUCUAUACACUGAAUCUCCUGGAACCAUUCUGUCUCCAUACUUCCCUAAUACUUACCCACAUGACAAGUCAUGUGAGUAUGUGAUCACAGCUGCGGAUGGCCAAGUUGUUACUCUCACCUUUACUUUCUUUGAUAUUGAAGGUCAUGAUAGCUGCUUGUAUGAUUACAUUGAGGUACGUGAUGGUGCCUCUGAUAGUGCUACUCUGAUCUCCACUCUAUGUGGUAAUCAGAUACCAGCUCCUAUUACUACCACUGGAAGCAGUAUGUAUCUCAAGUUCUCAACCGAUGGAUCUGUUGCUAACUUUGGAUUCAGUGCUGACUAUGAGUUCUCAGGCAACGAUGGAUGUGGUGGAACCUUCACGGAUAAUACUGGAAUGUUUAGCUCUCCCUCUGAUGGUAGUGUCUACCCCCAUGGUGCUAAUUGCAACUACAACAUUAUCGUAGAUCCUGGAUUGAUAAUAGAGCUGACUUUUAAUGUAUUCAACCUGGAGAGCCAUUCUAGCUGUGCCUAUGACUAUGUAGAGAUCUAUGACAAUGUCACCCCAAAUGUGACACUACUUGGAAGGUAUUGUGGUGCCACACCCCCUCCUGUCAUGAUGUCUUCCAGCAAUCAGAUGACUGUUCUCUUUGUAUCUGAUUCAUCAGUGGCUUUUGAAGGCUUCACUGCCUCCUAUGUAGCAGUUAAUACAUCAACAUAUUGUGGUGGAACCUUAUCUGGUGAUACUGGAGUCUUUUCAAGUCCCAACUACCCCAACAAUUACCCUAACAAUAGAGACUGUGUGUGGACCAUCAAUGCUCCAGUUGGAAAUCAAGUUUCUAUCAACUUUACAGACUUUAACUUAGAGGCUCAUUCUAGUUGUGUGUAUGAUUAUGUCACUAUCAGGAAUGGUGGUUAUGAAAGUUCACCAUUAGUUGGUACCUACUGUGGUUCAUCUAUUAAUCCUACAACAUUCAUAUCUCAUAGUCAUCAAAUGAGAAUCAAUUUCCACUCUGAUGCCUCAGUCACUGCCACAGGAUUUUCUGCAUCCUUUGAUUCUACAGCAACAGGAUGUGGAGGAACCUUAACGUCACCUACAGGUAGUUUUACAUCACCAAGCUACCCAUAUGCAUAUAACCAUGAUGCUUUCUGUGUAUGGACAAUGUCAGUAGCCCAAGGGUCACAAAUCAUUCUCACCUUCUCAGACUUUGAUGUUGAAGAUCACUCCUCCUGUGUUUUUGAUUAUGUCAAGGUCCUUGAUGGUUUAGAUACUUCAAGUCCAAUUCUUGGGACAUUCUGUGGAAGUACAAUCCCAGAACCUAUUCAUUCUACAGGCAAUGGUAUGCGUGUUGAAUGGCAAUCAGACUACUCUGUCAGUGGAAGAGGAUUCUCAGCUACUUAUCAAGAAGAUUGCACUGAUGUUGUAUUAACAGCUGUUUCUGGAUACAUUGAAUCUCCUAACUACCCUGACCCAUACCCUCAUAGCCGAGACUGCUCUUGGAUUAUCCAGUCUACUGUUGGAAACACAAUCAAUUUUACAUUCACUGAUCUCAACAUUGAAUCACAUAGCACAUGUGCUUAUGACUAUGUCAGGCUUGUAGAUGGGCAGGUAGCCACUGAUAAUGAGCUUAUUAGGUUAUGUGGUAGUACACCUGUACCACCAGGUACUACAUACCAAUCUACACAGCAAUACUUGAGAGUAGAAUUUCAUUCCGAUGCCAGUGUGGCGACUGCUGGAUUCCAGGGAUACUAUGAGAUUGAUGGUUGUGGUGACCAGUUAACAGGGAACAGUGGUACAUUGUCUAGCCCUAACUACCCUGAUCCUUAUGACCAUACCCGUACCUGUGAAUGGACAAUUACUGUGGAUCCAGGAAGCUCUAUCACUCUCACAGUUGACAACAUUGAUGUAGAGAAUAGUGUUGAUUGUACCUUUGAUUCUCUGGAGAUCUAUUCUGGAAGUGAUAGUAGUGGGUUCUUAUUGAAGCAGCUAUGUGAAACAAGUAGUGACCCUCAAGCUGUCUCAUCGGUUGGUAAUGAGAUGUUUGUUAGGUUCAGGACUGAUUCUUCUGUUAACGGAGGAGGAUUCCAUGCAUCAUAUCAAGCUAAUCCCGGAGGAUGUGGUGGUAACUAUACCUCAGCUAGUGGGUCACUUCACUCACCUACCGCCCCUGGCAGUAUUUAUUACCCACACUACACUGAUUGCUCAUGGACCAUCACUGUUGAUGAGGAUCAUAGAGUCGCUUUCACUUUCUUGACCUUUGACCUUGAGGGUGCUACAGACUGUGUCUUUGAUUACGUGGAGCUCCAUGAUGGAAUAAGCCACUCCUCACCUGUGCUGGCUAAAGUAUGUGGUAAUGCACUCCCAGAUCCAGCUACCUACUAUUCUACUGACAACAAGAUGUACAUCCAUAUGUAUAGUGAUGGGAGCGUGUCCCAUACUGGUUUUACAGCAUCAUAUGAGACGGCUUGUGGAGGCAGAAGGGAUGCUAGUAUAGACGGCUACAUACAGACAUCUAACUAUCCCUACAAUUACCUUAAUAAUCAGAACUGUUCAUGGAUUAUAGAAACAGAUGAUCCACUGGAUCGUAUAACCCUUAUCUUCACCCAUAUGGAUUUGGAAGCGAAUGGUGAAACAGAUUGUCAUGAUUAUGUAACGGUUCGUCAAGGUAACAGUGAUACAUCACCAGAGGUUGGUACAUACUGUGGUUCAUCCAUCCCUAUCCCCAUCACCUCCACCGGUCCAUCUCUCUUCGUUUCCUUCUCAAGUGAUACAAGCAUCACACUAACUGGCUUCAGAGCUACUUAUUCAACUUCAGAAUCAGCAUGUGGUGGAACAUACACUGCUCAGUCUGGUUCUAUUGUAAGCCCUUCAUAUCCAGCUAACUACCCUCAAGAUACAGAAUGUAUAUGGAUCUUUACUGCAUCAGCUGGAAACAGAGUACAGCUUUCAUUCAGUAUCUUCAACCUUGAGCCAGUAUGUAGUCAGGACUAUGUAGAGCUUCGUCAGGAUGGUGCUAAUGGUGCUUUGAUUGGUCGUUACUGUGGUAACACUAUACCUAGUAAUGUUACUGCUGUCGGUAGUCUAUGGAUGAAGUUCCGUUCAGAUUCUCAGUCUUCUGGUGCAGGAUUCCUUGCUUCCUAUGCAAUGCAAUUUGGUGGUGAUUUGAGUGGAAUGAGUGGGACUAUAGAAUCUCCUCUGUAUCCAUCCAGCUACCCUCACUAUGCCAGUACAAUGUGGACAGUUACUGUACCAGCAGGGGAACUCAUCCUAUUCUCUUAUACUGUUAUGGAUAUUGAAAAUGACCCUGCCUGUUCAUAUGACUAUGUCAAGAUUAGAGACGGUUUGUACGAGUAUUCACCAGUGUUGCAAACAGCAUGUGGUACUGAAAUCCCCAGCGCAGUCCAGACUACAGGGAAUACAGGCUCUGUGCAAUUCUCCAGUGACUUCUCUAUUGCAGGCGCUGGUUUCCAGCUUAAUUGGCUUGCUGUAUCUGGUAGUAACACCAUUGCACCUGGGACUGCAGAACCUGGUAGUUGUGGAGGAAGUUUGACAGCUACUAGUACUGAGCAGAACUUCACCUCUCUUGGUUACCCUAAUAAUUACCUUGACAACCAGAACUGUGUGUGGCUCAUUACAGCAUCUGAUGGAGGAACCAUCUUUCUCAAUUUUACAUCAUUCCUCUUGGAAGAUGGUGGAGUAGACUGUGUCUUUGACUAUGUCAGAAUCUAUGAUGGAGCAACCAAUAGUGAUACCCAAUUAGGUCAGUUCUGUGGAUCGUUGGCAUCACCAGUUUACUCUACAGGAAGCACCAUGAGAGUCGAGUUCUCAUCAGAUAUAUCUGUAACAUCAUCAGGAUUUGUAGCUGUCUACAAGUCAGGAUGUGGAGGUGAUUUUACAUCAAUGAGUGGAACUGUAACAAGUCCGGGUUACCCUGCCAACUAUGCGUCCAACCUGGAUUGUACUUAUGAUAUUCAGACUAUCUCUGGAGCAACAAUACAACUUAACUUCCAAGAAUUGGAUGUUGAAUCUUCAAGCAACUGUGGAAAGGAUCAGCUAUAUUUGUACAAUGGAGGUUCAGAGACCUCUCCAGCCCUAGGAACAAGUCCUUACUGUGGAACUACUGAGCCUACUGGUUUGGAGACCUCUAGUAACAUGUUGAGGGUACGCUUGGUCACAGAUGACUCGGGCAAUGGACGUGGAUUCAGCUUCAGUUAUGUGACUGUUACAGCAGGUUGUGGUGGACAUCGUACUCUAACCAGUGCUAGUGAUACAGGAUUCAUCUCAUCAACUAAUUGGCCUAAUAACUAUGUUGAGAAUACAGAAUGUAUCUGGAUCAUCUCUGGACCUCAAACACAUCUCAUUAAUGGAGUCUUUGACAGUAACUUCUAUAUUGAGUCUCAUUCAAGUUGCCAAUUUGACUAUGUUGAGAUCCGUGAUGGUGGUUCAGCUAAUGCUCCUCUUGUUGGUCAGUACUGUGGUAAUAUAGCUCCUAAUCCAGUCACAACAACAGGAAAUGCCAUGUAUGUUCGCUUCUCAACAGACUUUAGUGUUACUCAUGCUGGAUUCAAGAUGACAUAUAGCACAGCUGUUUGUGGAGGUAGCUACUCGGGUACAAGUGGAUCGUUCAACUCACCUAACUAUCCUAAUAACUAUGAUUCAUCUUCAAACUGUGAAUGGUACAUCACUGGUCCGGUUGGUUAUUAUGUAACCAUCUCCUUCUCGGCUUUUAAUGUAAUUGGGUCUGGAGAUUGUUCUACAGGAGAUUAUAUCAGGAUACAUGAUGGACGCAAUGGUUCAGCUCCAGUGCUAGCUACCUAUUGUGGCAGUAACAUCCCUGCUUCCAUUGAUUCAUCUGAUGCUUAUGUCUAUGUGGUCUUUGCCUCUAACUCUGAUUCUAAUACUGGAUCUGGCUUUUCUCUUCAAUUCACUGCUGGCCAAGAAGAAUGUGGAGGAGACUUGGUAUCAGCUACAGGGUCUUUCUCAUCACCUAGCUAUCCUAAUGAAUACACACACUCCAGGAUUUGUGAGUGGCGUAUUACUGUUCAAACUGGUCAUCUUAUUAAUCUUUACUUUGAUGACUUUGAUAUUGAAGAUGCUACAGUCUGUACCUAUGACUCAGUUAAGGUAUACAAUGGUUUAGCUGAUAAUUCUCCAUUGCUGAAUACCCUAUGUGGUUCAGACACUCCUGAUAUGAUCUCUUCAAGUGGAAAUACCAUGAGAGUGGUCUUCAGUACUGAUGGUUCUAUUGCAGGUCGAGGGUUCCAAGCUCGCUAUGAUUCAAAUGAUGCAUCAGUAUGUGGAGGUCAGAUCACAGUUGGACCUGGUGGAUCAGGAUAUAUCUUCAGUCCUCAGUAUGGUAUAGCUAACUAUUCAAACAACAUCAUGUGUGAAUGGACCUUGGGAAACUCAGCAAACACAAAUAGCUCUCUCUAUCUCACAUUUGAUGAUGGUUUUGAUCUGGAAUCUCACAGCACUUGCUCAUUUGACUACCUUCAGCUUUUUGAAGGACCUGAUGGCAGUGGUGUAGAGUUGGAAAGGUUCUGUGGUAGAACAGCUCCCAAUCCAUACUUUAUCCCAUUUCAAACAACUUUCUUGAGAUUUAGAACUGAUGGAAGUGUGGUGGGUGAAGGAUUUAGAAUGCUCUAUCAAGCAUCAGGUUGUGGUGGUAUUGUAUCUGGUACAUCUGGUGUUAUUACCAGUCCUAACUUCCCGAAUGAUUAUAACCAUGAUGACUAUUGUGCUUGGAGGAUAGAUGCUCCUGUUGGUGAAACCAUUACUUACACCUUCACUUCAUUUGAUAUUGAGACUCAUCCUAACUGUGGAUAUGACUACCUGUCUAUAAGGAAUGGGGGAUUCCCCGAUUCACCUCAAAUCUCUGGUCAAUACCCAAUCUGUGGCAGUGUAGCUCCAAGUAGCUUCACAUCAUCUGGUAACCAGCUCUUCAUCAUCUUUAAAACCGAUGAAGUCUCAUCGGGUGAAGGAUUCCGAAUGGAGUGGACAACCGUUACUAAUGGAUGUGGAGGUAAUUUCCAUGGAUCCACUGGGACCAUCCAAACACCAAACUACCCAAGAAAUUAUGAUGCUAAUGCAGAAUGUGUUUGGAGUAUCUUAACCGAGGAUUCUUUGCAUAUUAAUCUUAACUUUGAUUCAACCUAUGGACUUGGCACUGGUGAUACUAUUGAGUUCUUUGAUGGAUUUGAUGACCAGGCCCCAUCAUUAGGGCUGUUUAGUUCUUCAACUCCUACAACUCAAAUAUCCUCCACUAAUAAGAUGAUGACAGUCAAGUUCCGUAGUGAUGCCACUACUCAAGGUGUAGGCUUCAUGGCUACAUGGACUAGUGAUUGUGGAGUAGAAUUCACUGAUGUUGGUGAAGGUAUCAUACGAUCACCAGGCUAUCCUGACACAGAUUAUUCAAAUAGUUUGAACUGUGACUACAAGAUCAUUGUUGAUGCAACUAUACCUCUUGUCAUGAAUUUUGAUGAACAAUUUGAUAUUGAGAGUCAUGGUACAUGUGCAUAUGAUGGAUUACGUGUGUAUUCUGGUAGUGAUGACCAAGGCACCCUAUUAGGUACCUAUUGUGGAACGUCUAAACCAUCAGACUUUGAAGUGACAGGACCAGUCUUCAUCAACUUCUAUACUGAUAGCAGUGUUACUGGAAGUGGAUUCAAACUCAACUUUGAACAAGGUUGUGGUGGAGAGUUUACAGCUGAUUCUGGUCUUAUAUCAACCCCACCUCAUCUAUUAUCAUACAAGAAUGAUCAAAACUGUACUUGGCUCAUCACAGUAGAUUCAUCAAAGAAUGUUGAAUUCAAAUUUAACACUUUUGACUUAGAAUACCACAGUUCAUGUGUGUAUGACUAUGUGCAGCUGUUUGAUGGUGAUGAUUUCAGUACACCCCUUACUCAACCUCUAUGUGGUGCAACCGUUCCACAAGGAUUCUUUUACAGUACCAGUAAUACUAUGCUAAUCAAUAUGAUUACUGACCAAAGCGUUACUCAGGCUGGAUUCUCAGGAGCAUAUCUAGCAACCUAUGGUCCAAGUCAGGGAUGUGGAGGAUCAAUGACUACAGCAUCAGGUACCAUCACAGACUUUGAUGUAGAUAAUAAUGGACAAUAUGAGAACUCUGUAGACUGUAAGACACAGGUUAUUUUACCUGAUAUCAACAUGGCUGUUCGUAUCACCUUCACUGGUUCAUUUAAUAUCCAGGAUUCAACAGACUGUACCAAUGACUAUAUAGAGAUCCAUGAUGGAGUGGGUUCAGAAUCUCCUCUUGUUGGUCGUUUCUGUGGUAGUUCUGUCCCAGAUGAUGUAACGUUAUCAGGGAACCAAGCCUAUGUUGUUUUCCAUACCAAUGAUGCUGUAACUAGCUCAGGAUUCACCCUCCAGUAUUCAUCUGUUCCUUUACCAUGUGGCGGAGUCUUCUAUGCAACAACAUUAGUACAGACGAUAACAACACCAAACUAUCCAAAUAACUAUCCAGUAAAUCAGCGAUGUAGUUGGGUCAUUGAUGCUACUAAUGCCACUAAUAGAGUUCGUUUGGAAACCACCGAUUUCAAUGUUGAAGUUGAAGAUGAUUGCACCAAUGAUUAUGUUGAGUUCAGAGAUCAGCCUGUGGGAUUAGAAGGUAGAGUUUUGAGGUACUGUGGGUCAAGCCUGCCACCCAUCUUUGAUUCCAGUGGACAAACUGUCAAGGUUUACUUCUACUCUGAUUCUUCUGCUACUACAACAGCUAAAGGAUUCUCUUUGGAUUACUCCAUAGCAGAUUGCAACCGGAAUUACAACCAAACCCAUGGCACGAUUAUGACACCAGGCUACCCAAGGGUGUAUAGUAACUAUCAUAACUGUAGCAUGCAGGUUACCAGUCCUGUAGGAACUUUCCUAUCUCUUUACUUCAAUCAUUUCGAUGUAGAGGCUCAUUCAAGCUGUGCCUAUGAUAGUGUGACGGUAUAUAAUGGCUCGGAUGCUAAUGCUCCUGUGAUAGGCACAUACUGCGGUGAUAUCCUUCCUUCUCCAAUCUUUGCUAGUUCAAAUGAACUAUUCAUAAGAUUUAUAACAGAUCUUUCAGUGACUCGUGGUGGAUUUGAUGCCUCUUUCACAUCAUCUACUGUACAAGGGUGUGGAGGUAAACUAAGUGGUCGACAUGGUAGUUUUACAAGUCCUAUGCACCCUGCUGUCUAUCCUAUCAGUCAAACAUGUGAAUGGAUGAUAACAGUACCAGCAGGAGGUCAACCUGUUACACUAUCAUUCACUACUUUCAACAUAGAAGGUAGUGAAGGAGUGUGUAGUGAAGAUGUUCUUGAGGUCUAUGAUGGUGUGGAUGCUACCGCUACCCUUAGAGGGCGCUAUUGUGGCACAUCACCCCCUGCUGACAUUGUUGCUUCAGGCAGAGAUCUCUUUGUGAGGUUUACAACCAAUGCACAAAAUCCUACAGGAGAUUAUCAAUAUACAGGAUUCAGAGCAACGUAUGACAGCUGAGAAAUCUCAAGAAUGUAAUUUUCGUUGCUUGGCAUUCUGCAAUCAAUGCAUCUUCAUCUAAUCAUAUAAGUGAGAUAUUCGACAGAAAGGACAAUGCUUGAUUCAAACAUUCCUGUCGUCUUCCAUACUGGAUCAAUACCGUCUCAUUGACAUAUAUGCAUGUUUAUAUUGGUAGUGUAUGUAGCAUUAACUUGUUCACACAAAUCAAAUGCAGUUGUGAGAGAAAAGUGUAUGAUAUGAUAAAGUACUAUAAUGUUAAUAAUUGUUUUUUUUAUUCAUGGAGAAUUCUAUUGUACAUGAAUGAUUAUUAAAAAGUAUAUUGUAAAUGAAGUGAGAAAAUAUAUUUUGAUAUGUGUGUCAAGUGUAUAGUGUCUUCUUCAAUCAUUUACAUAGAUGUUUAUCAAAGAAUAUAUUUGUUAUAUGAUAUGCAUUCUGCAUGUUACAUAUUCUCUAUGUGUGCUUCCUUUACUUACUGUUGAUCAUGUAACCAAAAAUAAACAUACUUAUAUUAUUUUCAGUUGUGAAAUACUUAGUUUCAUGAUAAAAAGAAAGACUGAUUUGCAAAUAGUAAACACCAUCUAUAGGCUUAAAGUGUGCUUUAUCAUUCUGAUAUUUAAAACAAAGAGUGCUUCCAUAUCUUGCAUUUUAAUAAGAUUAAACAUGUCGUAAAUACAAAGUUCUAAGUGUGCUUUACCAUUCUACUAUGCAAAACCAAAUAACCAUUUGCCUUGAUAACAUUCAGUAUUGUAUGUAGCCAAUUUUUGUUACAAAUUCUGGUGUACUUUAUUUCAUAUACAAUGUAUUCAGUUCAAGUAUUCAGGAACAAUACCAAAGUGUGCUUACUAAUUGGGUGUUUUUCCUCCCUUAAUUUUUUUAAAUAUUAUUAUCAAAUGUUUUAAAUAGCUAAAGCCAAAUAUAGGUGUAAUUUAAAAAGGGGAAUCCUUUGCUUGUGCAUGCUUCCAUAUUCAAUGAAUAGUAAUUUUUUUUAUGACAAAUAACUCACAUCACUUGUAGAGUUAAACGUUCUUAUCGUGUGGGAAGGGGGGGGGGUAUUUGGAUCUCAGAAAGAAAAAAAUAAUAAAUUGUUGCAUUAUAAUUGAUUAUAACAUAGAAUUUGUAAAUACAGUAGUAAAGUAUUAGUUCCUAAUAUGACUUUGAAUUGAAGUUUGAUUCCAAUGCCAGAUAUAAUCACUGAAUAUUAAUGCUGUUUUCAGAAGUGGUAUUAUUUCUAAUGGUCAAGAUUUACAGAGUUUUUUUAAGAUCAAUGACUUUGCAUACGUAGGAGUGUAAUCUAUUGAGAAAGCUUGAAUUCUGGGUUGUUGAUUAUGGCAGUUUAGUAAAACCAUGGAGCUAUUAAAACAGAGGCUGAGACAGGUGUAUAUGCAUUUUUGCUAAAUAAUGCUAGAUUAAUUCUUUUUAUGUCUCCACCCACUGAAAGUGUCUCAGAAAGCAUUAUGUCUUGGGGUCAUAUGUCCAUCCAUCCCUUGUUACCAUUUUCAUUCUCACAAUAACUUAUAUAUUAUAUGACAAAUCGCUUUCAGACUUUGCUCAUGCGAUAACCUGAAAAUAGAUUUUUCAAUGCGAAAAUAAUAAAUUCAGGGAUUUACAUUUGAAAAUUUGUGUUGUAUAUUAGGGUUGUGUUUGAUUGCAGUUCUUUCUGCAAUGAACCCACCACAAUGUCAAAGGUCAUGGGGGUCAUAGUUCAUUUGCACAAUAACUUGUAGAACCAAUGGAUAAUUAACAUUUAUUUUUCUUCAUGUAUAUCAUGAUAAUUGGCAUUGGUUUAGGCAUACAUCUUUAACUGUGCAAAGUCCCCAAGUCCAUCCAGUUUUAAAUUAGAAUAGAAAUCACAUCAUCUAAACUUUGAACAUUAAUUGUCUCUCAUUGUUUUCAUAAUCUAUUUACCAUAUAGAUGUAAUUACAAUUUUUCCAAUCGGUAUAAUUUGUUUGUUUGUGUUUUUUUUUUGCUAAAUAUGUCUUUCUCAUGAUUUUUUUUUACUCUGAUACAUUUGAUUUCAAUUUAUUGAAAGAUAGACUCAUAUGGUAUGUAAUAACAACAUGCAAUGGGUAGGAUAUAAACAAACUGUCUUUCUAUAACAUAGAAAGAAUUUAUAUCACUUACUUUUGCUGUGCUGUGACUAUUACAGGAUUUCAAUGUAUUGUAUAUGAACUACAAUGCCCAAUGUAUUGCUGAUGCACUGUCAACAGCGUCCAAGAAGAAUUUGUUAUCUGAGUAUUCCCAAAAUCUGUUAGGUAGUGGUUUCUUUUUAACUCUGUCCAGUGUACAUGAUCAGCUGAUGAUGACUAAUUAUUAUCAAUGAACAUCAUUUGACAAUUAUUCACAUUCUUAAUUUAAGUACCAAAACACUUGAUGCUUUCAAUUAAGCAAAUUUCUUUCUUUUCUUUUUUCAUAUUUUGAGGAAGAACAAUUGUGAUUGCCUGUGUGUAUUCCCAUGUACUAUUUUUCUAAAUAUGAAACUAAUAGAUCAAAGUACAAAAUGUACCAUCAGUACCUCUUUAUGCAGUGAAUAUCUUUUCUACAAUUUUUUUUUUACAAAAUUGUGAAUGUAAUGAUAAAAAAAUGUAUUUUGAUAAUGUAUUCAAUUGUAAUGCUUCUCUUAAAUUGAAUCUGUCUUUUAUAUACUGUUGUUGAGAUUAAGUUGUAGUAUAAUGAAGUUACAUGUGUUAAUGUGAUAUGUGUAUUAAGCUCAUAUUAGACCCAAGGAAAAGGAGCAAAAUCUAUGCAGGUGUGCUUAUUUUAGACUUGUAUUGUUCUUCAUGUGGAAUUGCUAUAGUCUGUAUUGAUUACAAACCAGUGAAAUAUAUGUGAUUAGAUUGGAAAGGGGUCAUUCGAUUGCAAAAAAAAAAAAUGUUUCAUCUGAGUAUAAAUAGAAAUAAAGGGGUUUCCCCAAUUUCAAUGCACUCCUGUGAAUAUUUUCAAACCAUCCUCUCAUUCUUUGAUUACCCUCGUCUGAGGAAUAUUCCUUUAGAAUUUAUGAGUAGACCCUUAAAAUAACCAAAUGCACGAUAGAUUGACUUUAAGACACCUGGAAUGAAGGUAAUUUGAAUUUCUACCUGUUCAUUUCACACAAAAAUUAAACCUUUUUUAUUCUGUCCUAGCAUAGAAUUUUUGAAAAAAUUGUAUUUCGUGUAUAUGUUUCCAUUAUCUGUGCUUAGAAGUGACAUAGCAUUUGACAAAUCAUUAAAGAACAUUACUUGUCUGUUUUUGAAGAGAUAAAU
This is a messenger RNA of Lytechinus pictus (painted urchin), 13959 nucleotides long. Its product is annotated as cubilin-like. The coding region runs from base 1 to 10719 and encodes 3572 amino acids. The record is from RefSeq and is a predicted model, not a curated record. The transcript has 64 exons. Gene Ontology annotation, molecular function: calcium ion binding. NCBI's taxonomy places the organism in Eukaryota, Metazoa, Echinodermata, Echinoidea, Temnopleuroida, Toxopneustidae.